Amborella trichopoda is the source of this 2392-nucleotide messenger RNA. RefSeq names its product telomere repeat binding factor 1 (gene TRB1). NCBI's taxonomy places the organism in Eukaryota, Viridiplantae, Streptophyta, Magnoliopsida, Amborellales, Amborellaceae. The record is from RefSeq and is a predicted model, not a curated record. Gene Ontology annotation, biological process: nucleosome assembly. Gene Ontology annotation, cellular component: nucleosome. Gene Ontology annotation, molecular function: double-stranded telomeric DNA binding.
UUUCACAAAUUUUCAUUGAAAUCCUUUUAUAUUUCCAAAUAUUUUAUUUUUUCGAUCCUUUUUCACCCCGAAUUCCCUGUAAUUUCUUCUCUUCAUGUAAAGUAGGACCCUUGAAUCCGUUUCUGUAAUAUUAUCUUUGGUUUUUCUGUGGGGUUUUGUUUCUAAGCCUUUAUUUUUAUUGAAUAGUAAGAACUUAUUUAUGGUAUAAGAUGAUUUUAAUGGAUAAUUCACUUUGGUUUGGAAAUUCUGUUUGUGAAAGCACCUUUUCAAGGUCUUAAUUUCUGAUUUUUUAUUUUCUUGGUGAGUUUCCUAGUUUUCUGGUUUUUUUUACUACGCCAGAAUUAGGGUUUUGAUUGUUCUCUGAAUUGAGAUGAUUUUCAUUGGUUUUAUUUCCGAAUAUAAGAAAACUUCUAAUAAAUAAUAUCUGAGGCUUGAAGUAGCUUUGGGGAUUCUCUAUAGAAAUCUGUUGUAUCACAUCGUUGUGAUCUAUUUUAAUUGUCUUUUUGGAGUUAAUUUGCAUUUGAUUUUUGUUUUAUUGGAGAUAUUUGGAAUUGGAUUUCACUUCUAAUUUUUCAAAAGUGUGUUUCUUUCUUCUAUAAUCAAUUGGAUUUCUCUUCUAAUUUUCAAAAAGUGUGUUUCUUUCUUCUAUAAUCUGCACUUUUUCUUGUGCAGUACUGAGUUAUUUUGGUCAAAAAGGGUUAUUGUUUAUUUAAAAAGUAAAAUAACAAACGCUAGGAUUUCCGGCGUCGGUUCGAGGGGGGAAUUCUAGGGUUUCCUUCUAUGAUUUUGAGGAAUUAUCAGCAAUUAUUGGAUCCAUAUGGAGGAAAGAAUUGAAAGCUCAAGCAGGCAUACAGAAGUUAAGAGUGGGGGACCUGAUUCCUUGAAGAAAGUAGCAGGUUUUCUGUCUAUGGGUGCACCCAAGCAGAAGUGGACAUCUGAAGAAGAAGCUGCUCUUCGUGCUGGAGUUGAUAAGUAUGGGCCAGGAAAAUGGAGGACUAUACUGAAAGACCCGGUUUUCAGUGUGAUUUUAGCGUUGCGAUCAAAUGUCGAUCUUAAGGAUAAGUGGCGCAACAUGAGUGUCACUGCAAAUGGGUGGGGAUCGCGGGAAAAAGCUCGUUUAGCACUCAAGAAAAGUCAACACUUCUCAAAGCAUGAUGAUAACCCUCUGGCUCUUAGUACAGUAGUUAAUGGCAUUGAUGAUGAAAUUGUUGAUGCAAAACCUCUAGCCAUGUCAAAUGGGCAUUUGCAAAUCACAGGUCCAAAGAGAACAAUAUCCAGGCUAGACAAUCUUGUAAUGGAUGCUAUUGCUAAUCUAAAGGAGCCCGGUGGAUCUAACAAGUCAGCAAUUGCUGUAUACAUAGAGGAUCAAUAUUGGGCUCCACCCAAUUUCAAACGGUUGUUGUCAGCAAAGUUGAAGACUUUGACAGCAAGUGGGAAACUUGUUAAGAUAAAGCGUAAGUAUCUAAUUCCUCCAAAUCGUAUGCUUGUGGAAGAGCGGAACUCUGGGGUAUUACUCCUCGAGGGGAAGCCUAGGGAUUCACCUCGUUCAGAAAGGAGCGAUGUGAGGCUUCUUACUAGAUCUCAGAUUGAUGCUGAGCUUGCAAAAAUGAGAAAUAUGAGCGCCCAAGAGGCCGCUAGAGUAGCUGCCCAAGCAGUUGCAGAGGCGGAAGUGGCCAUGGCUGAAGCUGAAGAAGCAGCAAGGGAAGCGGAGGCAGCUGAAGCAGAUGCAGAAGCUGCACAAGCAUUUGCAGAGGCAGCAAUGAUGACAUUAAAGAGCAGGAAUUCAUCAAAGCUGGUGGCCCAAGGUUGAGCCCGAAAUACUUUAUUCAGAAUAUGUAAAUUAGCAGUUCAGUCCUGGUGCAGUAACAAGGGUUCUGCAGUGGCUCACUGUUGCGACACUGGGACCAUUUGUAAAUAUCACUGAAACCACAUCAUCAACUGAUAAAAAUAUGGAAGUAUAUGUUGGUGGAGAUCCAGGAAGAAUUACAUUUUUAGUGCAGUGCACAUGAAUGGUGAGAAUCGCAUGCUAACAGGGUCCUUUUUUGUUUCAUUUUUCUUCUCUUUUUGAUGGGUGGUUUUCAAGCUGAUGUGGUCAUCAGAAAUUAGAAGCACAUUUUGGGCUUUAGAUCGAGUUGAGUUUCUACUAACGCCUAGAAGCACAAAGGCCUGUUAGACUCUUUGUACGAAUGUGCAGGCUUACAAACCCUAGAAAGUGAAAGAAGUGCCUGACUUUUGUGCUUGGUAAGCAGAUUUGCUUGCGGGCUGGAUUGUGCAGUUUGUGAGCCUGUAUAGGAUUUCGUUGAUGAUUUACGUCUAGCAUUUUACUUGUUACUCUUGUAAUCAUAUGUAUUGGGCUGAAAUAUGAAAGUGGAAUCUCUCUCUCUCUCAAACA